CUAUUGGAAUUUAAGUGUUAAAUGAAAUUGCAUUAAUUUGGGCUGAUUGUAUCAUGUUCCUGAUUAAUGUGGCUCUAGAAAAAAAAAAGUCCUAAGGUCCUCUGUUGUCCCAAACAAACGUAAAGACAUGCCAGGAACCAGGCAGUAGAUGCUGAGAAAUCCAGGUAUCUCAUAACAGUCUGGUCCUGCUUGAUAACUGAGUUCUUUUUUAUUCCCCCAUUGGUAUUUCUCCUUUUAUGAUUCUACUGUGUGUUUUUUUAAAUUUUAGUAUUUUUAUGAUUUUUCCUGUACUGAGCAUGUUUGUCACUGGUUGGUACAUUGCAGGUUGCCUUGGGCAUAGUCAAACAGUGGUACCUCGUUUCUGUUGACUUUUCUGUUCAUUAAUAUGAUGAACAGUUCCCACUCAUCUCCCCCUUUUGGCCUUGCCAUUGUCCCCAGUGCACGUGCCCUGCUCUGUGAAUAAAGGUGGUGGUGUUUCCAGAAGAGGUCCCCACACACUGCCAAGAGAUCUACAGGCCACAGGUGACACUUGUUUAUGCUUUCCAGGUUACAAGUUGAAUGUGAGCUGACAGCCACAAGGGAAAACACAGAACGUUGCUUCCAGUACUUAGAGUUAAAAGUGUCAUUUUGUUAGUGAGGAAUUCUCCCCUCUUGGCAGUAGUAUAUGUUCCUUUUCCAUUAUGAUUUAGCAGCAGCUGAACUAAGCCUAAAAUUAAAAAUAAAAUUCCAAACCGGGUUAGCAAGAAGCAAACAAGAUUUAACACAUUCUUUUCCUGACAGCCUUGUCCUCUAUUAGGCAGAGACAAAGAAAAAAUGUUUUGAUUUGAGUAUGUUCUACUGCUCUUGUGUGGAAGGAAUUUCAACUGCAUGUGAGUUCCUUGAAAGCCUCCUAUUUGUUGAGUCCCAUAAAGAAGAACAAUGGAUCUCACUGCCAAAGGCUGAGCCCAGAAUUACGUGGUCAGAAAUCCAAGCUGGUGUUCAUAUUCCAGUUCAUUUUCUGAUUUUCUGAAUGUCAAAAUUAAACUGUCCAGCCUCCUCAUUAUUGACCUUAUCUAUGCACCUUUAAGACCAGCCCUUGGAAUUCCAAAGAACCUAUUUGGGUAGUGGGCAUGUUUCGCUGUAGCUCACAAUAAAAUCAAAGGGUUAACUGUAUUCGCCUAGUGUAGGGGGCUUGGGAACAGGACCAAUGCUCAGCAGGUUAAGAACCCUGCUGUGCAAGCCUAGCAGCCUAGAAACCAAGUGAAGAGUCAGAUGUGGAGGCCUGUGUAAUCCCAGCUUUCCUCUAGCAAGAUGGGAGGUAGAGACAGGAAGAUCUCCCCAAGAAACUCUUAGGGCAACUAGCCUGCAUUACACGACACAGUAGCAAAACAAGAGAGAUCCUACCUCAAACAAAGUGAAACAAAAAGGCUAACACCUGAUGUCCUUUGACCCCCACAUGUGUGCCAUAGCAUGUAGAUGCCUCCCCCAACCCCAUAUACACUGAAAUACAGAAGUCUUGGUUAAUGACUAAUCUUUUUCAGACUCUUUGUAUUGAGGUAACCAGAAACUUUUGUUAGUGAUAUCAGAUAUCAUUGUUUGUUUGGUUUUUUUGUUUGUUUGGUUUUUUUUUUUGUUUUGUUUUGUUUUGUUUUGGAUUUUGGUUUUUUUUUUUUUUUUUUUUUUUGGAUACUUAGUAUUUUACUCUUUAAAAAUACUAAUUAAAUUAAAUUAUACUGUAGUUCUCAUACUGCAGUUUGUGCCAUGGGACCUAAAAAUGGGGCAUCAUGUUCCCUGUGAACAUUGGGCUGCCCCUGUCCAUGUAACUGUCUUCUCAUAGACACAUCUAGUGUCCUUCUCAGUUAUUAGCAUCAGUUUCACAAAAGUAAAACAAAAUGAGCUAAUGCUAGCCCUGACUUCCCAGAGAAAACUGCAGCGUGUUUGAGACCUAAGGUGGAAAUCCUGAAGCCUUGUCAGAAAGGAGCCCGGAAGCCACCUUCAUCCCUCCUGACAGGCUAUUGAAGAAGCAGAGUGUAGGGUGUGGGCCAGAUCCACAGCUGUUAGGGGAUUAGUGGGCCGUAGCAGGUGGAGUUAUUGUCUCUCAUCACAUGGUGUGGAAAAUGUCAGAAACUGGCUUUGGGUAAGGGGUUCCAAGAGCAGGGGGGUUGGAAACAAAGACUAUGCCAGAUGGUGUCACUACACUACAUAUUCUAGACAACCAAACUGAGAGAGUAACAACUUACCACAGUUUGGCAGAAUUAUCCUACUUCAUAAAUAAACUUCUUCGAACAUUUUCUGACACAGGAAUUUCUGGCGUCUGUGUUCAUAUUUCUGGCUCUCCCUGACCCCUCAGUCAGUCUUCUUUACCUAAGGAAAAGUUCUUUCCUCCCAUCAAAGGCCACCAUUUGGACACCCUUCAAGUGCGGUUCCAUACCACCUUCUCAAGUCUUGAGUGUUUCUGCAUAAACCUUGCCAGUUUACUGCAUUUCUACUAUAAACAUGCUACCUUUAUUAUCUCAGACUAUCAACAGUUAAAAUAAACAGAUUCCUUCUGUCUACAUCCUAAGUUUCUCAAACAGUUUUGCCAGCAGACACUGUGUCUCCAUUUGCUGAUUCAGUGUCCUUCCCAUUCCAGUUGGCUUAGUCUCCACCACUUCAUCAAACUUCUCCUUUUAAGACUCCUAAGGAAUUCAGCAGUUCCCAGCCCACUCUGUGCUUUUUCAGCCUCCUGUGGUGAGGUUCCUAAGUGGUAUUUAAUACACUGGAGAAUUUUUCCCAUGGCUUUUUUUUUUCGGCUUUGCCCUCUGCUCCUCUUUUUCUGGUGUUCUUUCUCUUUCAUUGUGUCUGUGUUGGGGUGGCGGGGUGGGUUAUCUAUGUGUGUGCACAUGUGUACAGGCUCAGGUGGAGGCCAGAGGUCAACCUCAGGUUGGUCUUCAGGCACCAUCUGCCUUGCUCUUUAUAAAUCUAUUCACACAUGUGAUGGCAUGUGUGGAGAUCAGAGAACAGCUUCGAGGGGUUGAUGCUUGCCUUCCAUGGUGUGGAUCAUAGGGAUCCAUAUCAGGUCAUCAGGCCUGGCAGAAAGUGCUCUUACCUGCUGAGCCAUCUUGCUUUAUAGAGAUUGGGUCUCUCACUGGCUUUUAAUUCAACUAAGCUGGCUGGCCAAUGAGCCCCAGAGAUCACCUGUCCUUUCCUCCCCAAGUGUGCCACCACACAUGGAUUUAUUUUAAAUGUGGAUUUGGGAGGAUCCUUUUAUUUUACUGGCAAGCAUUUUGUUGACUGAGCUAUUUCCUUGGCUGUCUUUCUCUUACUUGUAUCUCUCUGGUAUUUACCCAUGAUGUGAACUCAGUUCUUUUAUUAUUCUGGUGUUUCUUUAAAAGUCAUGGCUUCAAAUGACCUGGUAUCCUGUUCACCCACGUGCACAUCUCUUACCCGCAACUCUUUUCUGAAGUUGUGCAGCCUGCCUGGCACCUCCCCACCAAUAUUUCAUAGUUGUUUUCGACUGAGUAUAUCCAUAAUGGAACUAUUGAUUUCCUACUCCUUGUGGGCCAUCUCUGCCUCAUCUCCCCACACUUUGUCCUGAAUCUAAGAACGCCCAAGUCUACCCAUCUGACCGCUCCAGCAGGAACCUGGAUGCUGAUUUUCACAUGAUCUUCACCAUCACUUCAUCUAUGACAUAGGGAUUCUCUAUAUCCCCACUGACAACAUUUUUCUUCGAAUUCAACAAAAUCCUUUCCUGACACUUUUUGGUUUCUGUCUCUUCCAUCCAUCCCUACUCACUCCUUUGGUCAAUUCACUUUACAUCAGCCACAGUAAUUCUUUUUGAAAAUAGAAUCUGGGUCAUAGAAUUCUGUUAGACUUAACACAAGGACACUGGGAUAGAGCAAGGGGCACGUUAUACACUUGUAAAUGUUACUGUGAACUGUCACCCUCCUCUCCACGCCACUCACACCAUUCUCACUGUGGCUUGUUCAAUGUUUGUUCUGAGACUCAUCUUCUACCUUAACUACUCUCAACACAGUCCACUCUCAGCUGCCUCUUCCCCAUCUCCCUUCCACACAGUCCACAUCUUGUUUCUGUCCUCAAGGACACAAUUUUCCUAUUAGUUUAUCAGAAAAGCUUUUUCAGCGUUUUCAAGUCAAGAGUAUAUCCCUCUAUUGUUCUUUUAGAACUUUUAUCACCAUACUUUAUUGUUAGCAUCAUCAGGGGUUGUUAGAUAUUUGUUUCCCUCUCUGGCCAAUGUGAUAAAGAAAGCACUGUGGCCACCUUUUAUCCAGCCUGUACUAGCUUCCAAAAUAUUGCCCAGGGUGUUUUGGGAGUAUUGUCCUUGGACUCCCCUGCUAACAGCCAGUUCAGGCUGGGCAUGACCAAAGGAAACUGAGCCAAACACCUGCUAAAGAGCUGUGUGCAGCCAAGUGUCAGGACAGCUGGGGUAGUCUGCCCAAGUGCACAUGCCAGAGGCCUGGGAUCACACUGCCAGCCGAGCCAGAGUGUAAGACAGAAGGAGGAAAUGGCCUUUGGCCUUUCGGAUUAGGUUUCCCUCUCCACACACCUGUUACUUUGCUCAGAUAUAGAGUGCAGAAUGAGGAAAGCCAAACCCUAAAAGACCUCCCCAGUGUGCAAGCUCUGGUCCAGAUGCUCCUAGCACAUCCUGUAAUUCUGUUCUACUUUCCAUCUAUUGGGGGGGGGGGAUUUAUUUAUUUAUUUUUAUUAGAUAUUUUCUUCAUUUACAUUUCAAAUGCUAUCCCCUUUCCUAGUUUCCUCUCUGAAAAUCCCCUAUACCCCCUUCCCCCUGCUCCCCAACCCAUUCAUUCCCACUUCCUGGCCUGGAGGAGAGGCCCUUGGUCUUGCGAAGAUUUAUUUAUUUUUAUUUCCUGGGUAUGUGUGUGUUUUGCCUAGUCCAUGCACCAUGUGUGCAAAAUCUCCAAGGAGUCCAGAAGAGGGCAUCAGAUCCUCCGGAAUUGGGGUUGCAGAUGAUUAGGAGCCAUUGUGUGCUGGGUAUUAAGCUCCGGUCCCCUGGAAGAGACAGUGCUCUUACCUGCUAAGCCAUCUCUUCAGGUACCUGCCCUAGUUACUUGCAGACAAGGAAGGCCUUAGAAACACAGGAAAAGUGUUUAAUAUCACAAUGCAGUUCAGGUCUUGAUAUGAAAUUACUGACAGCAUUUCCUUGGUCUUUUAUUUUAUCUAAUUUGAAGGCAAGUAUUUUAUUUACUUAUUUAAAGUUGUACAUAUUAUGAAUUGUAAUUCUAUGAUACUACAUGAAAUGUCAGCUAUACAUGUGCUUAUACAUACAAAAUAAAACAUGGAUAAGGUAUUCUGUUAUAUAUUUACUAAGCAUUUUUUUCUAUUGGUUCUUGGUCUAGCCCUUCACUCCUCUUAAGGAAUGACGGUCAGUUUAUUUCCAUGUGAACUCUUGGGAUAAAGGUCCCCUGCCUGUUGCUAUUCUGGGAUAGAAACCAUAUCACAGAUUCAGCCGCUAUAAAUGUAGAAAAACCCUGAACAAAUAUGACUUCCUGACUUCCACAUGAACUCAGAGGGGAUGUUCAUUUAGUGAUGCUCUAAGAAAAGGAGCAUUCGGAGGCUGGAGAGAUGGCUCAACAGUUAAGAACGCCGACUGCUCAUCUGGAGGGCCUGAGUUCAAAUCCCAGUACCCACAUGGUGGCUCACAACCGUCAGUAAUGAGAUCUGAUGCUUUCUUCUGGUGUGUCUGGAGACAGCUAUAGUGUACUUACAUAUAAUAAUAAAUAAAUGUAAAAAAAGAAAGAAAGAAAAAGAGCAUUCACCCACUCCAUAUCUAAUCAAGCAAAGGAGAGGGGGCUGUUUACCUUGCUGACAUUGUGGAGAGCCUCCAUGCGUCAUAGGCCCAGGCUCCCAUAAUCCCUGGCUGGAAGGGUUGAGAAGGCUCUUGCUUUCCUUCUAGUCCCUCCUUACUUUAAAAGCAGAGCUUGAUUUGGGGAGAAAGUGUGCCGAGGCACAUCUGGUAUAUAUGCUUUUCUCCUGUCUUUGUCUAUUUUUGACCAUAUUAAAAAUAGGUUUUCAGCCUCCUCUAUUCUGAGAUUAUCUGUGCUUCAUCUGUGUAUCUUAGCAUACAGGAAGUAAAAUAGUCGAUUGAACUGAAAAGCGAAUGUGAUAUUUAAAGGAAAGGCCACACUUCCUUACUUCUGGGAAAGUUUUUUUUUUUCUUCUUCUUCUUCUUCUUCCAUUACCCAGAUGGUAGUCAUAAAACUCAGGCCAUCAUUUCCUUAGAACACGAAUCUUGUUUGUUUCUCUGCACAGAUACAGUGUGGCGCUGUGGGCAUUCUCAAAUAUACACACUGAGCUGUGUGUUGAAACUGAAGCAUAGGUCACUGUCCCUAACAUAUACUCCUGAAUGGAAGCCGAAAUUCUUUUCUACAAUAAGCAAAUGUUUCUGCAUAUGAAGUGGCUACAUUUUGAUCCUCAUUAUUAUCUUGCCAGAGCACUACUUCCUCCCUUUGCUUCCCUCUUAGCUGGGGUUGGAGGAGGGGAUGGGGGCAGGGGGAGGGUUGAGGGCAUCAGCCUGGCUCACAUUCCUCUCAGGUGUUAAUUCCAGGGUUGAGCACAUUUGCCAGGUCACAUUUAGGGUGAGCAGGAAUUGGCCCUUUCCUGGGGCCUCUUUCUUAUGUUUCAAAGUCAGCUCCCUAGCUAAAGCAAGUCGAACUGGAUCAUGGGAUUUGAGGAUUAAACCAACUGGAUGCCACAUGGGACUUACUUUUUUUUUUUUCCUAGUGUUUCUUGAUUACAGCAGUCAUCUGUUCAGAUUUACCUAGAUUUUAUACACAGAGUAUCCAUUAACUGUGUAAAUGCACGCUAGGUAAAUAAAUCCCACAAUCCCCAUGGUUUCCGGAUCACAGAUGUAACCCUUGCUAAAUCUGAGCGAGGGCUGUGUGCAUCGGGAUAGCCUGAGUGCCUACUCUGUGCUGUGAUAUGAGCUAGAGCAUUGGAAAAUUACAAAAGUGGAUCUUCAUUCUUGAUACCAUUGCUUUUUAAGCAAGCAGAAUUGGGAGAACUAGCAAUUAUAAGCACAGGAAACUUGGUUAUGCUUGAAUUUUCAGCUAAGCGGAGAACAAGUCUUUAAAUCUAUACCUCAGGCAAAACGUGGAUUGUUCUUACACAAAAAAUAUUAGUUACUCAUUUGAAGUCAAAUGGAACUGGGUGUCCUUUGUUUUACCUGGCAUCUUUUCGGUAUGACCUUGAAGCACCUGGUUUACUUGUGGUAAAAUGAUCUUUCUCAGUUACCUAGAUAUUUUGGGUAUUGUUUUAGGAUUCUCUGGAGUCACAGAACGUAUGGAAUGUCCCUAUAUAUUAACAUAAUUUAUUGUAAUGACUUAACAACCUGCAGUCCAACUAACCCCACAAUGGGCACCUGUGAAAGGAACGUCCGAGAAUCUAGUAGUUGCUUAGUCCCACGAAGCUAAUUGUUUUGGCUGGUCUUCUGUAUCCUAAAGAAGUGGGUUCCAACAGAUGUGCCAGCAAGUAAGUGCAAGCAGGAGAAGAAGAGCCAGUCUUCCUUCUUCCAAUGUCCUUAUGUCGGCCUCCAGCAGAAGGGGUGGCCCAGAUGAAAGGUGUGUAUUACAGCUAGAUCUGGGAUUUGAUUUGUCCCAGGCUGACCUUGACCUCAAAGAUUUGUUUGUCUCACUCUCCUGGUUACGGCUAAAGGCAUGCUUGAAUUGAAUACCUUGCCUGGGAGCCACUCUCCCUCAAGAUCUUCAUGUCAAGAUCCAGGUAAGGAACUUGUGUGUUCCAGGUUCAAGAUCUGGAUCACAAGUGUGCCCUCCAUUUCUGGAUUGUAGUUCAUUCUAGAUGUAGUCAGCUUGACAACCAGGAAUAGCCAUCACAGGCAUGCUAUUAGACAUUCACACAAAGUCAGCAAGUUACAUUUCAGUGUCUUCCUUUAAGAGUACAACUGAGAAGAAAGAAAACUUGCAGGAGUCUUCUAACCAAAAGAUCUAGAAAAAGAAGUCCUGUUAUGUUAUGUGGAUUGGUCUUGAGUAAUUUAAAUGAAUAUUGGCUACUCUUGCAUAUAAAUUGAAAUUGUUUAGGGUAAAAGUCCACACUUCCUGGUCUUUGUAUGAUUUGAAAGCAGUCAUUGGCACCUGAACUUGAACUCUGUCCUCCUCCCUGGAUGUUACUGGGCUGUAGGGUCUGUCACGGUUCAUCCUUUGUUUGAUUCACUCAAAGCAUUUCGCUUGAAUGUAUUUAAAAAAAAAUCUACAGUUGGGAACUUACUUAUAAUAGAGGUGUUUCUAGGCUGUGAAGUUAAAACAGUAGAAUCAAUGACUUUAGGACUUUUCUUUCUUUGUGUGUAUGUCCCAUGAAAGCAUGACACUCCUGUGGAGGUUGGAAGGCUUCCUUGGGUGUUUGUUCUUGUUUGAGACAGUCUUUGUUUAUUGCAGAAUACACCAGGCCAACUGACCCUCCAGCUUCCCAGGCUGGUAUCACAGAUCCAUGCUGCCACAUCAGGGUCACAUGUCUGGACACUCAAACUCAAGGCCUCAAGGUUGAGUCACUUCCCCAGCCCUUGAGAACAAUUUUUUGAUUGGUUUUUGAAUGACCAUUUAGUGUCAUUGAGAAAGAUGAAACUGUAAUUGUCAUUGCCUCUCUUAGUCCCAGACGACUAAGCCCAGGUUCUCAACUUGACAACCUGGACGAAAGCAGAAGGAGAUUUUUAAAAAAUGUUUCUUCAUCUGUCUCGUAGCUCUGUAGUAGUGACUGAGACAAGAUUUAGAAAUAUGAUCAGUAAAUCCUUGCUGUGUUAUCCCAGUGUGUAACCAGAGCAGCAAACCCCUGGGCUGAAAACACUUGUCGGUAAAAGGACAAUGUCUCUCUCCAGUGCUCUUUUAAUCUUUAUUGAAUGAAUGAACAAAAUAUCUGCAAAAAAAAAAAUAGAGCCAGCUAUCCGAUUCUUUGAAUUUUAUAUUCACAGAUUCAGCUAGUCAAGAAUCAGUGAUAUUUCAAACGACAACAAACGUCUGUCCUAAACACAUGUAACAAAUGCCAUUAUUUCCCUGACUAGUUCCAUAUAACAACUGUUUGCACAUCAUUUGCAUUGUAUUAAAUAUAAUAAGUAAUCUAGAGGUGAUUUAAGCUAUGCAGAUAGAUCUAGUGGGUUGCAUGCAGAUGCUACACCAUUUUAUAUAAGGUUUGAGCAUGUGUGGACUUUGUUUACCUUGGUGGUCCCAGAAGCAAUCUCUUGAAGUUACUGAGGGACAAUUGAUCAUGCCAACAUUUGUACACUGAUCUCUAAUUUAUCUGUAACUAGCUUACCAUUGAUUUUAUGAAUAGAGAGCUUUCAGGAGAUCUGUCUUACAUGUUCAAAACAGGCAGGACCUAGCAAUGGGCAUUGACCCAGCUGAAUUUUGCCCACGCAUCACCGGCAAACAAGGCAGACCUAGAACAAAGAAAGGCCCCUAAAGGAGCAGUCAGCCUCUGAAGUCACAUUAUUCUGUUCUUGGAUUUAUGACCAUUCUUUUGUAAUUUUGGGUUUUGCUGGAGAACACUUUAUCUUUAUAUAACUUUAUUUUUAAACAGAGCAAAGUUUGUUACAUUUUAAAGUCAUCUAAUUCUUAAAAAUAGGUUUAAAUCUUAAGAGAAACAAAUCUUUUUGAAAAUAAUAUAUUCAUUUCUACUUUGGUGUUUGGGAAAAUGCCCCUAUGUUGAUGGUCUUUAGAAUAGAAGCCUUUACUUUCUCGGAGAAGGAAGGACACUCCAUUUGAAUAAUUUACGUGUGAAAAGCAAGAAUCAUGGAACUCUGGAAUACUUUUUUCCUUCCUUGUGGAAGGUGAUGCCUUAGCUCUCAGUAGUUUCCUGCUCUAUCAAUAGAGCAGAGGAGUAUUAGUUUCUUUCUGGCUCCAAGUUGUCCUACCCAGGGCUCCCAGGGAGUGAUGUCACCUCUGUGAUCUGUCUGAGCCCACCUGCAGCUAAUCCUCUGUGUAUCCUUCCCCUCUCGCUUCCUUUGCUCUGGCAUUGGGCCCCAGUGAGCCUCUGCUCUGAGACCUAAGUGGUGAUCAGAGCAUUCCUGGUACACACCGUGAAGCCGCAGAAGGUUCUAAUGGUGCCUGCUUGCAUAAUUCUUUUAACCUCGCCCUUGUAUGGAAUUGUGAAACGCUUCCAGCAUCUCAGACUGAAGGCACUGAGUAAACAUGAGGAGAAGGUAAAGCUUGAUGCUGAGAGGGAAAAGCUAGAGAGGCUUCAGGAGCUGUACUCCGAGCAGAAGACCCAGCUGGACAAUUGUCCUGAGUCCAUGAGGGAGCAGUUACAGCAACAACUCAAGAGGGAUGCCGACCUGUUGGAUGUUGAGAGCAAACACUUUGAAGACUUGGAAUUCCAGCAGCUUGAGCAUGAGAGCCGCCUAGAUGAGGAAAAGGAGAACUUGACUCAACAGCUCCUGCGGGAGGUGGCAGAGUAUCAGCGGAACAUCGUGGCUAGGAAGGAAAAAAUUUCUGCAUUGAAAAAGCAAGCCAGUCACAUCGUUCAGCAGGCUCAGAGGGAACAAGAUCACUUUGUGAAAGAGAAGAACAAUCUAAUAAUGAUGCUCCAAAGAGAAAAAGAGAAUCUUUGCAAUUUGGAAAAGAAAUACUCCAGUCUCACUGGUGGGAAAGGGUUCCCUAUUAACCCCAAUACUCUGAAAGAGGGCUAUAUCAGUGUAAAUGAGAUUAAUGAGUCAUGUGGCAAUUCCACGAAUCUAUCCCCUUCCACUCAGUUCCCUGCUGAUGCUGAUGCUGCUGUCACUGAGCCUGCCUUGGCUGUGCCGGUGAGCCAGCCCCAGAGUUCAGAGCACUUUAGAAGCCUGGAAGAAAGGAAAAAGCAGCACAAAGAAGGCCUCUACCUGAGUGACACUCUGCCUCGAAAGAAAACCACCCCUUCCCUGUCCCCACACUUCAGCAGUGCCACAAUGGGGAGGAGCACCACCCCGAAGGCUCACCUCCCUCUGGGGCAGAGCAAUAGCUGUGGCAGUGUGCUCCCUCACUCACUGGCGACCAUGACCAAAGACUCUGAGUCUCGGAGGAUGCUCAGAGGUUAUAAUCACCAACAGAUGAGUGAAGGACAAAGACAGAAACCCGAAUUUUACAGCCGCACAGCAUCUGAGUCAAACGUCUACUUGAAUAGUUUCCAUUACCCAGAUCGCAGCUACAAGGAUCAGGCCUAUGACACGUUGAGCCUGGACAGCUCUGACAGCAUGGAGACCAGCAUCUCUGCCUGUUCACCGGACAAUAUAUCAAGUGCCAGCACAUCCAAUAUUGCCAGAAUAGAAGAAAUGGAGAGACUCUUGAAACAGGCGCACGCGGAGAAGACUCGGCUGCUUGAGUCCAGGGAACGGGAAAUGGAAGCCAAAAAACGAGCUCUGGAAGAAGAAAAACGACGCCGGGAAAUCCUGGAAAAACGAUUGCAAGAAGAAACCAGCCAGAGGCAGAAGUUAAUAGAAAAAGAAGUCAAAAUAAGAGAGAAACAAAGGGCACAGGCUCGUCCCCUGACUCGCUAUCUGCCAGUGCGGAAGGAAGACUUCGACUUGCGGAGUCACGUGGAGACUGCAGGCCACAAUAUUGACACCUGUUUUCAUGUGUCAAUCACAGAGAAGACCUGCCGAGGAUACCUCAUCAAAAUGGGUGGGAAAAUUAAAACGUGGAAAAAACGCUGGUUUGUUUUUGACCGGAAUAAGCGAACAUUUUCUUACUAUGCAGACAAGCAUGAGGCUAAAUUGAAAGGCGUGAUAUACUUUCAAGCCAUUGAAGAAGUGUAUUAUGAUCACCUCAAGAACGCUAAUAAGAGCCCUAAUCCAUUACUCACCUUUAGCGUCAAGACACAUGACAGAAUCUAUUACAUGGUGGCUCCUUCACCAGAGGCCAUGCGGAUCUGGAUGGACGUUAUAGUGACUGGAGCAGAAGGAUAUACCCACUUCCUGUUGUAGUGAACUUUGGCCAUGGUCCACUUCAGGGAAGACUGCAAUAGUUUCUUACAAGAGUGAAGCCAUAUCCAGUCUCAGAUGGAAAGGACUAACAGACCCAUCCCUUUAGUUGUGUGCACUCAGAACUCUUUUUAUAAUGGAGAGCCUUUCAUACAAAAGGAAGCAGGGCCCAUAGUGGUAGGACUGGAGCUCCUACGACAAAAACAAAAACAAAACACUAUUUUGAUAAAAGCAUCAUUUAGAUACACACUCUUAUUUUUAUCAGCUGGUGUUGGUUAAAUGAACUGAACAGUUUACACAAUAUCUGUAAAUAUGUACUUAGAAAUACAAGAUUAUUUUAGAACGCAACUCAUUGCCCUUGAUGAUCACCUGCCAUCUUUGUAGGAAGUAGAAUUUUAUAAAAGUAGACAAAUAAUGACUUAGAAGGCAACAGGUUUUAGACAUCUUGCCUUAGUUUUUAAAUACUGCACCCAAACCAAAGACCCGGCUUGACUCCUGUUUAACAUCAGAGUUGCUCUCUAAAUAGUCUUUAAAAUGGGAUUUUGAUGUUAAUUCUGUAGUAUCCACCCUCCCAACAAGCUACUGUGCCUAUAUAAUAAACCACUUUCUUAAAAGAAUAAAAACCAAAACAAACAAACAAACAAACAAAACCCUCCUUGUUUUAAGAAAAGGCCAUCUCAGACAACAGACCCCUGCAACAUCAGGCAGUUUAAAUUAAGGAGAAUAUUUAGUGUGGGGAUCCUGUUCUGUGGAAAAUUUGUCCAUUCUCAGUGCUGAGAAUGAAAGCAAGUAGUAGCCACUUUCCUCCAGACUGCUGGAUUCCUCUUAUGAAGUGAACAUGUUAUUGGCACCCUCACGUGGCAUAACUAUGAAAUCUGUUUCACUGAAAAUCUGAGCAAUUAAAGUAUCUUUUUUUUUUUCAAAAGACAACCAAAACUCAAAUUACCAUUCUCUAUGCUAUAUCUUUUUCCAUGUAUCUUUACAAAUGGCCUUUGUUUUUAGAGCUAAUGUUUGUUGAAUGAAAUGACUUCAGGCAAGUCUUUUUUUAUAAUCAUUUUUCAAGUGCCAUUUGUGUGUGCGUGUGUGUUCUGUGUUUGUAAGUAUGAACAAAUUAUUUCCUAAAACAUGCCAAAUGGAUAGAAGUAGAAAACAAUGUUUAGAAAUGUGUCCAUAAAACUGUCAAGCCAACUGGGCACAACUUAAAAGAAACUUACAGUGUACUCUUAUAUCUUUAUACAUGUUUCCAAAAAUAAGAUUUUUGCAACUGGAUGAUGCAAGGGUUUACUUGAACAAUGAAGGACCGAGAUCAUGACCGUAGGAGGUAUUAUUUCUUGUCUGUGAUUUUUGCAGAGGUUCCCCUUCAAUGUUAGUGAUCUUAAACAUUAAAAUGCAAUUGUUAAGAUUUGGUUGCUUGAUGUAAAGAUACAAUUUGUCUGUACUGUACUUUCUUCAUAGGAUUGUAAGGGUGUUCUAAUCACUUUGCAUGUCAUAAAUCUUUUAGAUAUGUAUGUGGGUUAAAUGUAUGAAGUUUGGAUUAAAGCGUUGACCUCAUUCACAGUGGAAA
Messenger RNA from Mus musculus (house mouse), 13460 nucleotides. It is a transcript of the gene Phldb2, whose product is annotated as pleckstrin homology like domain, family B, member 2. NCBI's taxonomy places the organism in Eukaryota, Metazoa, Chordata, Mammalia, Rodentia, Muridae. Gene Ontology annotation, biological process: establishment of protein localization; negative regulation of stress fiber assembly; negative regulation of wound healing, spreading of epidermal cells. The transcript is spliced from 14 exons. Gene Ontology annotation, cellular component: basal cortex; plasma membrane; cytosol. The record is from RefSeq and is a predicted model, not a curated record. Bases 10043 to 11899 code for a protein of 618 amino acids.